This is a messenger RNA of Colletotrichum siamense, 411 nucleotides long. It is a transcript of the gene SBH1, whose product is annotated as Protein transport protein Sec61 subunit beta. Gene Ontology annotation, cellular component: Sec61 translocon complex. The transcript is spliced from 3 exons. Lineage: Eukaryota; Fungi; Ascomycota; Sordariomycetes; Glomerellales; Glomerellaceae. The record is from RefSeq and is a predicted model, not a curated record. Gene Ontology annotation, biological process: intracellular protein transport. Bases 1 to 411 code for a protein of 136 amino acids.
AUGGACUGUUGCGAACAGCGCAAUGACAAGCAGGAGAGACAAAAUGGUUAUGCUAACCCGACGAUUGUACAGUCUUCCCCUCGUCCCGCCUCUCCCGUUAACUCGCCCGCCGCGGCCUCUGGCGCGAGCGUCGCCCGCCCUUCGUCGCCCACUCCCCCCGGUGGACCUCGCACUGCCAUCCGCCGCCGCGCGGCCGCCGACCAGAAGGAGAAGAUCGCCAAUGCGCGCCCCAACAGCACGAGGGCCGCCGGUGCUGGCGGCAGCAGCAGCACGAUGCUGAGGCUGUACACCGACGAGUCUCCCGGUCUCAAGGUCGACCCCGUCGUCGUCCUCGUCCUUUCUCUCGUUUUCAUCUUCAGCGUCGUUGCCCUUCACAUCAUUGCCAAGAUCACCCGCAAAUUCUCCAGCUAA